AUGCUUGUCGUUUUUCGAGAGUCAUUGGCUCAAUUUCAGACCAUGAUUAUGUUAAUUUUCAUAUUGGUCUGGGGUCUCUUGAGUGGACUUGCAGCUUCUACAACUUCAACUGAUAUCAACGCAAAUUUCUUUUAUCUCACUCUUGAUCCAAAUGCAACAAUAACAACUUUCCAAAGUAUUCAAGUGGUUCCUCGCUCCUCCAACGCGCUAGUCAUUCCAGGCAAUGUUCAAGCAGUGUGGCCUGCACUUCAGAACAAUCAAGGCAUUAUGCAAACUGUGGUCGCAAACCAAGGAAGUAUAGGAGAGUGGUUUUACAUUGGAUUGGAAUUUUGUUGUACUUGGUGGAAAACAUUUGAAGUAACAAAGCUGACUUGUAUAAAACAUGCAGACCUGAAGACUGGCAAGCUGAUAAAGCUCAACAAGGCAGACAAUAAUGUUGAUAAAAAUACAGUAUAUCCCGGAGAUCGUAUCACCACAAAGUAUCAAUUGAUGAGUGCAAAUACUGGAGUAUAUAAUGUUACAUGGAAGGUUGAGAGGGGCCAGUCUGGUAUUCAAGCUGGCGAGACGUUCUUUACUGCAGAAUCUUCAUUCGAUCCUCAAGAGCAUCGUAAGUCAUUCGGCACACCUUCAUUCGCUAUGCAGAGCCUAUGGCCCAGAAUAACCUCUGGUGGCCAAGGCCUGUUUAAUAAGGCACUUUUCGCAAUCGAAACACAAGGAGGAAGUAAGUGGGACUUUGGGCCAGUUCAAUGGGACCAAAUCACUAUACAGGCCGACACUACUAGAAGUGAUUGGUGUUUUAAACCUACCAACAACACGGACUUCCAACAUUACCUUUCUACUCCCACGGUCUUCGUCUCCGACAAUCAAGUAAUCUGUGAAUAUUCUUCGAUGAUCCUUGGGGACACAGAACCACCCACAGCUCUCUCAUCUCUCGAAACAAUCUCUCACACUGAGCCUGGACCCACCACACAAGAUCUAAUUCUCUCGCCUACCACAAGCCCAAUACCUGCAGUCUUCGUAUAUCGUCAAGAGCCACCUCUUCCAACACCAAGUCUCGCUGAAUCUGGUAAUGCUCCCACCUCGACGCUCUCGAAUGGCCUUCUAGACCCGUCUUAUCCUGCGCUUUCAGCUUCCCGGGAAUUAGCCAAUAACCACUACAGUUCCUACGAUUCAGUCCAAAUGCAUAAAUACACUGUCGCACUAGAAUCCAACCUGCAGAGCGUCUUCGGAACUACCACUAUUACGACUGUGGAUGGGGAUAGUGCGUUGACUACCAUCACAACAGACAACUACAAAGCAUGGGCUACCGCUUACGCCGCGGCACAUGGAAAUGGAACGGACAAUUCUACAAUUGCGGAUGCUGACUAA
Messenger RNA from Botrytis byssoidea, 1368 nucleotides. RefSeq lists its product as uncharacterized. NCBI's taxonomy places the organism in Eukaryota, Fungi, Ascomycota, Leotiomycetes, Helotiales, Sclerotiniaceae. The record is from RefSeq and is a predicted model, not a curated record. The transcript has 7 exons. Bases 1 to 1368 code for a protein of 455 amino acids.